AUGCCCGACGAAUCGAUAGUGCCAGUGCUGAUAGUUGGAGCUGGGCCUGCAGGGCUCGUUACCGCGCUUACGCUGCGGAAGAAUGGCAUACCAGUCCGUAUCAUCGAGAAAGAGCCGAGGGCCCACGUCGGACAGCGCGGGGCAGGCAUUAUGCCUCGCUCGCAGGAGCUCCUGAAUUUCUUAGGCGUGCUAGAUGAUAUUCGCGCGAAGUCCAUGGGGGUGGUCCCGAUACGGGUGUACAGACUUCCGGGGGGCACUGAGCCCAUCAUGACCUUUUCGCUAGAUCCUGCGGUGGCGCCGACUCCGUCCAAGCCCUACAGUAACGCAGUCGUGUUGGGACAAAACCACACAGAAGAGAUCUUGCGUGACCAUCUUGACCAAGAUGCAUGCCAGGUCGAAUUGGGAAUGGCGCUGUACAGCAUUCAGCCACAGGUCGACCAUGUCCUAGCGCAUGUCCUGAAGAAGGAUGGCGAUCAAGAAGCGAUAGAAACCAUCAAGUGCCGCUGGUUGAUCGGCACUGAUGGAGCCAGAGGUGUCGUCCGCAAACAGCUAGGUCUUCUCUUCGACGGCGAGACAUUGGGCGUCACACAGCACCUGGUCAUCGGUGACAUCGAAAUCAAAGGGCUCGACCGCAAACACUGGCACUACUGGGGGGACAUGGACACUAUCCUGGUCAUGCUCCGUGCAACGGAGGAUGACGCGAUCUACUUCUUGAUGUUGGGGGGCCGCCUAGACCUCGCGAAGAUCGUUGCGGAGCGGGCGGAACUGGAGAGAGUCCUCAGAGUCGGUACUGGCCGCACUGACAUUGAGUUGGGUAAAAUCCGCUACGUUGCGGAAUAUAGGCCGCAUGUGCGAAUGGCCGAGACUUUCCGUAAAGGCCGGGUGUUCGUGGCUGGUGAUGCCGCGCACAUCCACAGCCCAUUCGGCGGACAAGGCCUAAACUCGAGCAUACAGGACGCCAGCUCUCUGCAGGUGAACCUCGGGUGGAAGCUCGCCCUGGUCGAGAAAGGCGUCGCAGCCCCCUCCCUACUCGACUCCUACACCGAAGAGCGUCUCCCGGUCAUCGCUGAGAUGCUCAAGAAAUCUACCAGGCUCUUGAAUGAAGCGGCUCGCGCUAAAGGCGACGGGACAAACAGCGAAAAGGCCUGGUACCGCGGCGGCGAGCUGCACAUGUUGGGCGUCAACUAUCGCUGGAGCUCCAUCGUGGUCGAUGAACGCAUUCCAAAGGAGGAUACGCCCGUCGACCCGUACGGCGUGCUCAAGUCCUGCGUAGGUGAUAUCGUGCGAGCGGGCGAGCGUGCUCCUGACGCGCCUGGGCUCGUUGUGCUCCGUUCCGGCGGAGGCGCUGGAGGCCAGCAGGAGACAACGUCGACCUCGCUGUUCAACAUUUUCGGGCCGUCCUACCAUACCGCGCUAAUCUUCAGCGACGGUACCGAGAAGGCCGAGCAAGUAGUGUCACAUCUGGGAGCGUAUCCGCCAGAGCUCCUGCGCACGGUUCUGGUUUACGCCGAUGACAUACCUUCUCAGGCGACUUUCGAUAAUGCCGAUGUGUCCGUGGUCGACCGAGAUGGGCAAGCGCACGGAGGCUAUCAGGUGCGGAGGGAUGAAUUCCUGGUUGUUAUCGUACGGCCGGACGGUGCAAUCGGAGGAAUAGUCCGCGGCACUGAAGGGGCUGUGCGUUACUUCGGCGGCGUCUUCGCUACAUAG
This is a messenger RNA of Fomitopsis serialis, 1707 nucleotides long. RefSeq names its product monooxygenase. NCBI's taxonomy places the organism in Eukaryota, Fungi, Basidiomycota, Agaricomycetes, Polyporales, Fomitopsidaceae. The coding region runs from base 1 to 1707 and encodes 568 amino acids. The transcript is spliced from 10 exons. Gene Ontology annotation, molecular function: FAD binding. The record is from RefSeq and is a predicted model, not a curated record.